Messenger RNA from Aricia agestis (brown argus), 1960 nucleotides. RefSeq names its product protein gustavus (gene gus). Gene Ontology annotation, cellular component: SCF ubiquitin ligase complex. The record is from RefSeq and is a predicted model, not a curated record. Bases 203 to 1252 code for a protein of 349 amino acids. The transcript is spliced from 5 exons. Gene Ontology annotation, molecular function: protein binding. Lineage: Eukaryota; Metazoa; Arthropoda; Insecta; Lepidoptera; Lycaenidae. Gene Ontology annotation, biological process: proteasome-mediated ubiquitin-dependent protein catabolic process.
GACGCGCGGAGCGCCUGACUCGCGACCCCAGCCCUACGACCCUCGGAGCCCUACGGCCCUACGGUUUAACGACCCCCGGCCCUAUUCAGAUGCGCCCUUCGGCACGCUCCCUUAAAUAAUUCCGAGAGAGUAAUUGUGAAUUUUUUUCGAGGAAAUGGACGCUAAACAGUGGUAGUGAAGUGGUCUGGAUGUGGUGCGGCGGAUGUACCCGCUGCCUCGCUUGUGGGUGGUGACUAUUGGAAUGCCAGCUGCUCUUGACCUAACUAGGUACAAGAGCGGGGUGCGCGGCGUGAGGAGCGCGGGCGCGGGCGGGGGUGGAGGCGGGGGCGGCGCGGAGGAGGCGCGGCGCGGCGGCCUCAAGGCGCUGCCGAAGCGCGCCCGCCGCUGUAGGGGCAUGAGCAUGGGGCAAAAGCUCUCCGGCGGUGUGAAGACGGUGUCGCGCGACUGCUCGGCGCCGUUCAAGGCGGUGGUCGCGCGGGAGCUGGCGCCGGAGCCGCCGAGGCCGGCGCGCCUCGACGCGCUGCUGGACGCGCCCCCCGCGCAUCCCGACACGCAGCUCAAGCACGCGUGGAACCCUGAUGACAGGUCGUUAAACAUAUUCGUGAAGGAGGAGGACGCUCUAACGUUCCACCGGCACCCCGUGGCGCAGAGCACGGACUGUAUCCGCGGCCGCGUGGGCUACUCCCGCGGCCUGCACUGUUGGGAGGUGGUGUGGCCGGCGCGGCAGAGGGGCACGCACGCGGUGGUCGGUGUCGCGACAGCACAGGCGCCAUUGCAUUCUGUCGGCUACCAGAGUCUGGUGGGCGCGACGGAUCAGAGCUGGGGAUGGGACCUCGGCAGAAAUAAGGUGUUCCACAACGCGAAAGGCUCCGGCGGUGGGGGCGGCGGGGGCGGCGUCACGUACCCCGCGCUCCUCCGGCCCGACGAGCAGUUCCUAGUGCCCGACCGAGUGCUCGUCGUGCUCGACAUGGACGAGGGCACGCUGGCCUUCUGCGCCGACGGCCGGUACCUCGGCGUCGCGGCCCGCGGCCUCCGGGGUCGCACGCUGUACCCCAUCGUGUCCGCGGUGUGGGGCCACGCGGAGAUCACCAUGAAAUAUAUCGGCGGGCUUGAUCCGGAGCCGCUGCCACUGAUGGAGCUGUGCAGACGCGUAAUUAGACAGCGCGUGGGGCGGUCGCGACUGCGCGUGGUCGCCUCCCGUCUCUCCCUGCCGCCCGCGCUAGCCGCCUACCUGCUGUACCGCGCGCCCUAGCGUUAGCGCCGCCACUGCGCCACGCCCCCACACACACAUGCCCGAUUGCAACGCCCACUAAUGAUUGCAAUAGAUGUGCACAAAAUUGCAAUACACACAAAUUGUAAUUAGGUGUGGGAAAAUUAAAGAUAUUUUGGGCACAUGAUCUAUUGUUUAAGUGUAGAUGUUCAGGCAGAAUCAUUUUCAUACUCGAGAAAGAAAAUCUUUUGUGGAUGUGUUCAUAUUGAGAGCUAUCAUCCAUAAAUUAGAAAUUUUUAACUAUGAGUAUGACAAUUAUUUUUUGCCUUCGACGUUUAUAUAUAAGCUGUAGAUCAUAUUCACGAAAUAUCCUCAGUCAAUUUUCCCACUCCGUAUAUGAACGCAAUAGAUUUAUCAAUGUUGGGUUGGGAUGUCCAAGCGAUUUUUUUGAUUGCAAUGGAAAUUAUUGUGAUUGCAAUGCAAUCUCGCAAAGGAGAUAUGACAUUUGUUACCUCAUUAAGCGCGAAAAUUGCAAGAGCAAGAUAUCUAGCUGACUGUCUACUCAACUUGAGUAAAAACAAGCCAUGUUAAAUAAGCUACUAGCCAAUAUUAUAAUGGCGUAUCUCCCUUGUAAAGUUUGUCCAAAAAGAAAUCUUAGUGCUGAUCUCGAAUAGUGUUUUGUAUUUUUAUUCCUUUGCGCCGACUGGCUUCCCCCCCACCUAGGCACUAACGAUUCGUUAGUUUGUAAGG